AUGAAGGCCUUUACUGCUGCCUACCUCGCAUACCUGCUGGGCUUUGCUUCGGCCAAGGUGGUCAAGUACGAGUGGGAGCUGUCCUACCGCACCAUCUCGCCCAAUGGCGUGAGCAAGCGCAUGGCCCUCGUCAACAACCAGUUUCCGGGGCCGACGAUGCGUGCCAGCCUAGGGGACCAGGUACAGGUGACGCUGACCAACAAUCUGCCCGACAACGGCACCUCGAUCCAUUUUCACGGCAUCAAUCAACUCGGAACGCCAUGGGCAGAUGGCGUGCCUGCGAUCAACCAAUGCCCGAUUCCUGCCAAUGGUGGCAAUUUCACAUACACAUUCACCCCCGACGAAGCUGGCACGUCAUUCUGGCACAGCCACUACGGCCCGCAAUACCCGCUGGGCGUGGUGGGGCCAACGAUCAUCGAUGACCCGUCAGAGCCGUACAAGUACGACGACGAAUACGUCGUUGUCGUCACGGACCACUUCAACAUCUCCGACUGGACCCUCCUGGCAAUUGACCGCACACCGGGCUUUGUGGGCAACACGGGCAUCCCUCCCCGUCCCCCUGCUCCUGACUCGGUGCUCAUCUGCGCGGGCACGGGUGGCUGCAACACAAAGUCACAGCCAUCGUUUCAAUUCACACCGGGCAAAACGUAUCGGCUGCGUAUCAUCAACAUGAGCGCCUUUGUUGGAUUCCACUUCUCCAUCGAUGAACAUCCGCUGCAGCUCAUCGGCAGUGACUUUGCUGCGCUCGACGGCAAGACUAGUGUCGAGCAGCUGCCCAUCUGGCCCGCCCAGCGCUACGACGUCCUCGUGCAGGCCAAGACCAACUUUACCGACAACGUGUGGAUGCGGUCCGUCACGCAGAAUGCGUGCUAUCCAAUCCAGAAUCCAAAGCUGGAGCUCGAGACACGGGCACUUGUCAACUACGAGGGCGUGUCUGCUUCCAAGGUACCGUCUUCGCAGCCAUUUGCCGACCCAAAGGCAAAUGACUGUCGCGACCUGGACCUGUCGCAGAUCAAGCCCCGCGAGGUCGAGGAUGCUGUCGAAACGCCUGACACGACCAUUUUCCUCGCCGUGGGACUUUACAACAACGCCACGGCCCGGCAGAUUCAGGGUGUCGUCAACAAUUCGAGCUAUCCCGCCUACGACGUCAACGCCAAGCCCACGUUGUUUGACAUCAAGGACGGUGUCGACGUGGCUGCGCUGCCUACGAGUCGCAAUGCCUACGCACUGCACAACGGCACCAUCCGCGUCGUCCUCAACACUACUCUUGGCCCAGGGGCGCAUCCCUACCAUCUGCACGGACACACAUUCCAGGUACUCGGCUAUCUCAAUGGCACCUACCACGGGAACGACGGCCUCGACCUUGUCAAUCCCACCCGCAGAGACACCAUGAUGGUUCCCGUCAAUGCCACGGCCGUUUUCCAAUUCAAGACGAAUAAUCCCGGCGUGCAAUUCUUCCACUGCCACAUGGAGUUUCACCUCAACGAGGGCCUGGCCAGUCAAUUCGUUGAGCUUCCCGACGAAAUCCGGAAGCUCAAGAUCCCUGCAGACGCUCGCAAUCUCUGCCCGAAAUAA
Acaromyces ingoldii is the source of this 1575-nucleotide messenger RNA. RefSeq lists its product as hypothetical. The coding region runs from base 1 to 1575 and encodes 524 amino acids. The transcript is spliced from 9 exons. Gene Ontology annotation, molecular function: oxidoreductase activity; copper ion binding. The record is from RefSeq and is a predicted model, not a curated record. NCBI's taxonomy places the organism in Eukaryota, Fungi, Basidiomycota, Exobasidiomycetes, Exobasidiales, Cryptobasidiaceae.